Branchiostoma belcheri (Belcher's lancelet) is the source of this 3868-nucleotide messenger RNA. RefSeq lists its product as uncharacterized. Gene Ontology annotation, cellular component: nucleus. Gene Ontology annotation, biological process: regulation of transcription by RNA polymerase II. NCBI's taxonomy places the organism in Eukaryota, Metazoa, Chordata, Leptocardii, Amphioxiformes, Branchiostomatidae. Gene Ontology annotation, molecular function: DNA-binding transcription factor activity, RNA polymerase II-specific. The coding region runs from base 25 to 2094 and encodes 689 amino acids. The record is from RefSeq and is a predicted model, not a curated record. The transcript has 7 exons.
AGUUGAUAAACAAGGAGAACCAAGAUGGCGGAGUCCCAACCAGAAGAAGAGACAAAGCGAAAAGAACAGAAGUGUACAUGUCACUACGGCUGCUGCAUCUGCAGCGAAAAACAUCGUGUCAUCGCCAUCAUGAGGAGCAAGAGGUUCAGGGACAAGUUCGGCAGCUUGGUGGACUUGGCCUUGACAGAAGAUGACGACUUUACGCCAGACCGGUCGAAUGAAGCUGUUGCAAAGAUGGAGUCGGAGGCGUACAUCAUGUGUGUGUAUAAGCAGAAGAUCCCCCACUACCCCCCCAUCUCAGACAUGGAACAACCCAUGCCCAAACGCCACAUCGACGUCUACAGGGAGAUCCACAAGGACAAGUUCAGUCUUAAAGAGUUCUAUAGCCUGUCGAGUGAAGAUCUGAAGAAGCUUGACACGACGGUGUGGACGGAGCGUGAGAGAUACGUGAAGCGGUGUGAGGAGAACUACAUCGCAGGUAUGCUGGGGGCGACACACCAGGGACCGGAGCGCCGGCGGGAACUCUACUCCAUCGCGGUCGGCGUUAUGCUCGACUACGUCCUCGAGGAGGCAGAGAACAAGAAGGCUAACCCGCUGUCCAGCCUGAACUGUCCUGUCCACGCCUUACGAGCGAUGACUCCGUUCUUUGAGCGACUGACGGAAGCGGGGAUGGACCGGAUCCUGCGGAUGGUGGAGCUGGACAAACGGGACAUGGGGAUCCAGCGGGAAGUCUGCACGCUCUGUCUCUGCUACAUCAACCACCCCAAAGCCGGCAUGGUCCUCGCAGAGGCGCUGGGAAAAAUCCUGCUGAACUGUGAGGAGGAGGAUUUUCCGUUCUACGGCUCGCUCAUGAAGGAGAUUUUCUGUUACGUGUGUCCGAUCCCCGGCGUGCACAUGUACGUGGACCCGGACAUCUUCAGCACGCUGAUCAAAUAUCACUGCAUCGCUCUGCUUCUCUCCUCAAGCAAGAUGGUGAACAGGGAGAUCGUGGACAAUCUGAAAAUCGCGCGAGCGUUCGACAGCGUGCCGAUCGCGGAAAAAGCCUUUUUGUCUAACAGGGUGGAAGUGGACUCGUUAUACGAACCAAAUUUUAUCAUCUUCAUGACUGAUGUUGGUUACCCGGUUUUACCGGGCGACGCGCGAUUGAAAAGGCUGAUGGACAUGCACGAGGAGUUUAAUAAAGAGUGUCUGAAACUGGGCAUGGAAAAGGACAUGAUGGUGGAAAAUGAUCAACAUUACAAGAAGAGGAUCUCUAAAGAACUGAAGAGGUGGAAAAAAGUGUCCCAGGAAGACCCGGAGUUGGUGGAACGGAAGAAGGACAUGGAUCUGCUGGCAGACUGCUUAACCAGAUCAGUUGAAACGUGGAUCUGGGACUGGGGUGAAGGUGGCAUCACCAGUAAGUUCAUGACCGUCCCGGAGAAGCCGUACCGCUUCGCCGAGGGACUGAUGCCCGAGCUCGCCGAACUCGUGGAGAAAAACAACCCCAAACCCAUCGACCCGGAGAUGGUCAAAGACUUGUUAGAGCGGACCAAACACCGGGCUCCAAAAGUAGUGGCCGCACAGCUGCUGGCUCAGGCCCAAGCACAGGCACAAAAAACUACUACUACUAGUACUACUACUACUAGUACUAGUACGAGUACCAAACCAGAAAAAGACAAGGCAAAGAAAAGUACAAAAUCAGAGUCUGCGAAAAACAAGGCGAAAAAGACUGAACCUGAAGCUGUGAAAUCAAAAAGUACUGUAAAACCGGAACCGGAAAAAAGCAAGUCUAAAAGUACGAAACAAGGAACAGCGGGAAAAACGAAGGCAGAAAAAUCUGCUGGAAAAUCAGCAUCUUCAAAAGCAACAAGUGAUCAAGAUAGUUCUUCUCCCUCACCCACACAGGAUGAAACCGACGAAUCCAAACCCCUGAAGGUGAAACAGCUUCAGCGCUGCGGCUUCUGUAACCGACAGGAGCUGCCGGAAGCAAAGUUUCAGAAGUGUGCUCGGUGCAGGAAAACUCGCUACUGCAGCAAGGAGUGUCAACACCAGCACUGGAGGGGGGGACACAAGGAUGAGUGUCAGGAGAAGAAAAGCAAAAAAACUGAAGAGUGAACUGAAAAGUCUUAAAGUUUAAGGAUUAGGCUAAUAGAUUUUUUGGAGCAAAACAGAGGACUUUAUAUAAAAGAGCAAACAGAGAAUCUUCAUAGUCAAAAGCUUAGUAGUUUUUCUGGGUCAAAACAUAGAAAUCUUGAGUGUUAGGAGAAGAAAAUUAAGAACUGAAGAGUCUUGAAAAUCUUAGACUUAAAGUUUGAGGAAUAAGGGGUGAAUUUUAUACGGGCAAAAAGCAGGACUCAUAAAAGUGCAAAUAGAGAAUCUUUAUAGUCAAAAGCUUAGUAGUUUUUCUGGAUCAAAACAUAGAAAUCUUGAAGAAGGAAGAUGAAAAAGAAAUCUUGAAAGAAAACUGAAGCGUCUGAAAUGAGGAAAAGGGGAAUCUUAAGGAUUAAGCUACUACUAAUAAUUUUUAGGAGCACAUCACGGGACUCAUAAAAGAGCAAAUAGAGAAUCUUUAUAGUAAAAAAAAACCCAGAGUAAUCUUUGAGGAAGAAACUAAGUUAAAAAGUAAUAAGAGAAAUCUUUAGAGGACUGGCCAUAAUCAGGACCAAAGCACAGGACUGUUUAAAAGAGCAAACAGAGCAUAGCAACAAAUGUAGUCUUUGAGGUGGGUGGGGGGGGUACUAGGGGGUCUUAUAGUAUGUUAUACUAUGUAUAUGAAGUACAUGUAAUUACAUAUCGGGAGAAUUUUAAAUUAAAGAGCAAAAUAUAGGACUGUCAAAAGAGCAAAAUAAUAAGAGGAAUAUCAAAGGACAAAUACACAGUAAUCUUGACAAGGAAAUCAGAUACAAGGUGUCUUGUGGAUAAUAGAGAAAUCUCAUAAGGAAUAGCAAAAUAUAUAGGGUAGUUACUGAAGUCUUCGAGAGCAAUAACAGAAGAAUCUUAAAGGUGCAAAACUGAGGGUACAAAAUUAAGGAAUCCACGUUAAAGGGUUUAGAACUUAUUAACCGGGCACAGUAUCAUAAUUAACCUUUUGCAGAUAAUAUCAUGCCUGCUUAGGAAGUUACCAUGGUAACAGCCAUCUUGUCCAGGGCAUUGACCUUAUAUGUAUUGUGUUAGGAAGGGAAGAAGAAAUGGUAGAGACAAUAUGUUUUCCUUGUACAUGUAUGGUAAGUACAAAUGCUAUUGCUAUAAUUACAUGUAUUGCAUUGUACAUUAAGAACAGCAUUGCUAUGCCACAAUGGAGACAUUCAUAUACAGUAUACAUGUUAGAAGCAUAGUUGGGUUAGUUUUAGUGUUAGUUGGUGAUGUUCCAGCUAUCAUUAAGCCUGAGGUGUGUAGAUUUGAAAUUUUUGCUGCUGUUCAGUUUUUCAAUCACUGGUGAUCGGAGAUAUCUAUAAAUUGCAAGUUGGCGACGUUUUUUUUUCUUUAUGAAUGGUGAAAGAAAAAUGACAUUCCCAGGUUAGAAGUGGGUACUUUGUUUCAUAAUAAGACGUAAUAUAUAUUUAAUUUAUGAUGUGCUGCAUUAGUUAAGAACCUGAAAUGGUUAAUGGCUGUUAAUAUUUUUGUUGACAUAAUCGUUGAAAUUUUUAUUUGCUUUUGUUGUAACUCAAAGCAAUUCCUAAUGUAGGGAUGUGUACAAUGUAUCUUUGUUUCUAAAACAGUCAAAUGAUAUACUGUCAUUUCUUUUUUCUUUAAAUAUAAUCUCAAGGAAGUAUGUGCUUAAAAAGCUGAAAUUUAAGGUGGAAGGAAAGACAGACAACUGUGAAGUUGGAUGUGUGCAGGUUUCAUCACUAGUGUACAUUUUUCAGUGAGUAAAGAGACUCUUUUUUAC